This is a messenger RNA of Baudoinia panamericana UAMH 10762, 537 nucleotides long. RefSeq names its product glycosyltransferase family 32 protein. Lineage: Eukaryota; Fungi; Ascomycota; Dothideomycetes; Mycosphaerellales; Teratosphaeriaceae. Gene Ontology annotation, molecular function: mannosyltransferase activity. Gene Ontology annotation, biological process: mannosyl-inositol phosphorylceramide biosynthetic process. The record is from RefSeq and is a predicted model, not a curated record. The transcript has a single exon. The annotation marks the transcript as partial.
AUGGAGAGCCACUAUCCUUCCAUAGCGCCUCACUACAAGCGUUACGCACGUACCAUUCAGCAAGCCAACAGCCUGCGCUAUGCACUUCUUCAUCACUACGGUGGUGUCUACCUUGACCUGGACAUCACGUGUCUCGAACCGCUUAAUAACCUGAUGCAUCUACCUCUUCUUACGCCAGGCGCAUAUCCAGCUGGUGUGAACAACGCAUUCAUACUAGCACGACCACGGCAUGGCUUCCUAUCGAGUCUGCUUGAGAACCUACCACGCCACGACCUGAGAUGGCCGAUGCCGUACGUGGAGAACAUGCUCACCACGGGAUGCAUGUAUUUGUCCAAUAUCUGGAUGGAAUACGUGCGGAAUCUCUUGGCUUCAGACGGCGCCGAAGAAGACAGAGUGUACAUUUUGGCGGAUCAACAUGGUGCACCAGAGCCACAUAUGCUGAGAGGCAAGGUGAAGACGCCGCUUUUCGAGCACGGGGGAGCGAGUAGUUGGCACGACUGGGACGCCGCGGCCGUUGUACUGAUUGGCACACAUUAC